CUUGAGGUCAGAGGUCAAGGGACCCCUUUGAAAAUGGCCAUGCCAGUUUUUCCUUGCCAAAAUUUAGCUUAACUUCGUAGCAUUACGAAAUUGAAUUUCUCUGUUCAUCUCAACAAUGCAGCUAUUUUUGGGUCACAUAGUAUUUUAAGUGUAAGACCUUUAUUCAAGAACAUUCAAGUUAAUUUCUGCUCCUUUUCCUUAUCUAUGCUCGUACUCUGAUGCAUGUGAUUGUUUCCCUCAUCAGAUCGGGAAGCUUUAGUUUUGGUGUCGCUCCUCCAACCAGUUUAUUCGCAGCUCCAGUUUUUCAAGCCAAACCUGCUUCUGGCAUAGCAGCGGACGCCAAAGAUGCUCUCAGCAUAGCUCCAGACGUCAGUUCAACAGAGAAAAGUGAGAACACAUUUUUGUUUGAACUCACAGAAUUAAAAAAUAGGUCCAGCAGGUCUAGGUGGGUUAAACCUCAUCAUCUUUCUUCAGCAGUUCAACGAAAGUUGGAAUCUCAAUGGAGAAACAUGGAGUGGACAGAAGAGCAAAAGAUGAGCCUGAUGGAGACCGUCAGCUCCUACAAACCGAGCGAUGGCGAGGUGACUCAGGCUCAGGUUCUCCUCCUGGGUCCGGUCGGUUCUGGCAAGUCCAGCUUCGUCAGUUCAGUCCAGUCAGUGUUUAAUGGAAGAGUCACCAACCGGGCCAUGGUGGGCUCCUCCUCAGCCAGCUUCACCAAGAAGUCCUUCAACAUCCAUCAGAAGGGAGAGGAUCCUACUGGACUGGUGCUGUGCGAUAUCGUGGGCCUUGGAGGUGGAGAGAUGACCGGACUGACCCUUCAUGACAUCCUAUCCGUCAUUAAAGGUCAUGUACCUGAGGGACACAAGUUUAGCCCAGAUCAGCCAGUGAGGUCUGAGACUGUCGGCUAUGUGAAGAGGCCAAGCCUCAAAGAGCAGAUCCACUGUGUUGCAUUUGUGGUGGACGCCUCUAAACUCCUGAGCUACCCGAGUGGCCUCAAAACCACCUUCCAGCAGCUCCGAGAGCACAUCAGUGACCUGGGUGUUCACCAGGUGGCUCUGCUGACCCACAUCGACCAAAUCUGUUCAGAAACAGCCAAAGAUGUCACCCAGGUUUACAAGAGCCGCAUCGUUCAGGACAUGUCCGACAGCUGCCUCGGGGUCUUUAUGCAGGAGCUCUACAGGUGA
Sebastes umbrosus (honeycomb rockfish) is the source of this 1184-nucleotide messenger RNA. It is a transcript of the gene ifi44g, whose product is annotated as interferon induced protein 44g. NCBI's taxonomy places the organism in Eukaryota, Metazoa, Chordata, Actinopteri, Perciformes, Sebastidae. The record is from RefSeq and is a predicted model, not a curated record. The transcript has 7 exons. Bases 219 to 1184 code for a protein of 321 amino acids.